AUGCAACGUGCCCAGAUUCUCAAAGCGGGCGCAGUUUGCGCCGGUCGUCGAGAGAAAUGCUCGGCAACCUCCUCCGCAUCCUCGGGCUCUUCACCGAAAACAAACAGUUCAGGUACUUUACAGGUUUGUCGAGGGCGGCAACGGACUGUUAGUGAAGCACCAUCCACCCCAGGAAGCGAGGGUAUACGGUUCGGGGUUCAAGGAUCCCUUCGAAGAUUUUGGAAUAGUCGUUCACAGUCAGGGAAGCCCAUUGCUACCGAUGCUUCCGUUGAUGGGAAGUGCACAAGCAUAACGACCGAUGAGGUGAAAGUGCCGUCUUCCGUCUCCGUUUCCUCGCCUAUCCACGUGUGUGACGAUGUGGUUACCACGAAGGGUGACUGUGGGUUAGUGUGCACUGGGACUCAAACUAGCGUGGAGUUUUGUCGACAUCUCAGUUUGCAGCAAUGCGGUGUGGCCGUUGAGCACGGCGUUGAUUCAAGUCUUCACAGCGAGGGAUUGCUCCCAAAGCUGCGGUACGGCUCGAGGCGAAUGGUUAAGCGACUGAUGAGACGUCUUCGGUUGCCAAGUACCUGGGAGGCAACACUCAUUCACUCACUUAACGAGGCCAGAGGGAAUCCACACACUGUCGCUGCCGCAUUAACCAAGCAGCUGGAUAGCAGUUGCGGGAAGUUAGUGUUACUUCCGCCUAUAACGGCUGUGGGUGGGGAGAAUCUGGAGUGUUGUAGAACACAAUAUAACACACAACGUACUGAUGAAGUACCUCGUGUGCAGGGUGGGGAAGGUGUUUCGGAUGAAAUCACGCAUAGUCCCGUGCGGCGUAUGGAUGGUGCCCCGCCAUUGACUGUCGGAGAGGUAAGUGGUGCGCAGCCCAACAAGCAGAGGGCUUUCCCCUUGCAAACCACGAAUGCAUCGGCAGAGGACUCAAAUUUAUCGGCAUGUGUAUCCGGGAAUACACCCGAAGGUCCGGCGCGUCCGUCGUUCGGUGGUCUUGACCUGGACACCGGCGUGGGUGCCGUGGGCAGGAAGGGUUCCAUUGUGGGAACACCGUCGGGAUCUAGCGAGAAUCAGCCAGGGGACGCGAACAAAACCUCGACCCUAAGGACGAAAGGUGCCUCCACCGCCGCCUCCGGGGGAUUGCCGUUGAGAGCACCACGGGUAGGGGAAGACUUUCAGUUACAGGAGGUGUGUAAAGUAAACGCACCGUUUGCGGAUGGUUCGUUGCGGACUGACUCCAUUUUUCAGUUGCCGGGCCUGUCGUGCAGGGAAACACCAUCAUGUGAGCAGAGUUUGCCAAAGGCGGGCCUGGAGUUGUCGUUGUCAACUGACAAUAAGGAAGCGAGUCGUAUGGAGGGCGUCGGCGGCGCAUACUUCUCCGGGGGGAAGGGGGGCGCAUGUCCUUCAGAGAAGUUCUGGACAUCGAGUCGCUCAGUUGAUGAAGCAAACCCGGUGGACCCAUUUGCAACGGACGGGACAUUAAACCGUGCUGUUCUUCAGAAGACUGCGUUUGCUACACCCUUAACUCCUCCAUUGAUCAGUGCAGCAGCUACCGAAGAAGGAUGUGUGCCUCCGCCACCCACGCUCAGCGUAGGAACCACCGAGGACAAAGGCAUUCCCUCAUUACCGCCACCACCACCGCCGCCACCACCGCCUGUUCGAGGGAAAGUACCGGAAAACCGCCGGUGUUGUAAAACGCGCAGUGUUCCCAUAGAUAAAACACAAUACAUCGCGGGGAGCUCGGCGUUUUGCGCGAGUGAGCCUGUUAACCUGCCUGGAGAUUUUUUUCAAAUUCUCGCGGAGGAAUUCAAGCUUGCCGAAUCCUCCUCCACAAGGAAAGCGCCGGGUUUGGUAGCAGAGACCAUUGUCAGUACAGAUCGCGAGAAAAACGUUGGCGUGGUGCUGCGUGUUCUUCGGCUUCCUGUGAGUACCAUCGAAGAGUGCGUACGCAGUUUCGACGAUGAUACGCUAUCGGAGGAGUGUGUAGCUAGUUUGGCCAAAGUAAUUCCCACAAAGGAAGAGAGGCGUUUGGUUGAAUCGUGGAUUAAUCAAGACCCUGCUGUUGAGGCAUGUAAGUUGCAUCGAUUGAGUACGGUGUCCCAGUUUUUCGUUAUGUGCGUCUCAGUUGACUUGUACGCUGAGCGUAUAGAAUGCUGGAACAUGCGAAACGAAUUUAAUUGCCGCGUUGAGGAUCUUGAACAGAAACUGAAGCGUGCUCAUGACGGCAUUCGGGCGGCCCUGGACACUAAACGUCUGCCAAGGGUUCUUCAGUAUAUUUUAGCGAUCGGCAACUUUCUAAACGCUGGUAGCAGGUAUGAAGAUGCAAAAGGAUUUUCGAUCUCCCAGCUUGACCAGAUAAUACAGUUCCCGACUACGGACAGAAAGCGUACUUUACUGGAGCAUGCUGUGAUGGUCAUUGAGCGAUGCGAACCAGACUUGCACCGAUUUACACAAGAGUUGCUACCGAAGGUGGAGUACGCAGGUGGCUUUGACACGGUCGGCGUCACCAGUGAAAUUCAGUACCUUCGAGAACGAUUGGAAAAAUGCGUGACGCUGGUUCAUACUAUUGCAGAAGAUAAUCCCUGGACUUCAAAACUUGACCCUUUUUUACGUAGUGCCCUACCUGCAAUGGAACGUAUCGAGCAGCAUCACAGUGACUUAGAGGCUGUUAGCGAAGAAUUGGCGAUCUUCUUUUGCGAGGACCCAAAGACGUUCCCCAUGAACAAAGUCAUGCGAUGCCUCUCGAGUUUUGCGAAAAGGUACGAUGGGAAGAGGGCCCUAUUGCAGGGGAGGAAAAUGAACCCUUCUAAGAACCCCCGUCGUGCAAUUAGAAGUUAA
This is a messenger RNA of Trypanosoma brucei brucei TREU927, 2832 nucleotides long. Its product is annotated as formin, putative. NCBI's taxonomy places the organism in Eukaryota, Euglenozoa, Kinetoplastea, Trypanosomatida, Trypanosomatidae. The transcript has a single exon. The coding region runs from base 1 to 2832 and encodes 943 amino acids. The record is from RefSeq and is a predicted model, not a curated record.